GCAGCCGUGUCUUGUUGGACUCGCUGCUUAAUCCAGCUUCAGAGUUUCUCCCCUGCCUGUGUGUCGCUUUGCACAACUUUCUUCUGAGAGUCAGCUCUAACAAACAAGUGUGGGAUUGUUUUUCAUUAUCUCUUCUGCUCUGUGAUUGGCUGUUUGUAUACCUCCAAACUCUAUAUAAUCCCGCUGCCCUCCUCAUUCUGAGCAGAACUCACCGUCCCCAGCUAUGGCUAUUCUACUAAUGGUCUCUGCUUUAAUGUGCCUUUUUGGGAUCACCUCCUGCUAUCCGCCUACAUGCUACACCAAGGUGUUGAGUCUGGGGAAGGAAAUCACGGAACGGGCCCAGAGCAUGAGGAGCAGUGCAGUCACUGAAAGGUGUGCUUCAGAUUUGCCAAAGAUAUACAUUGACGUCCAUAACUCUUGUGUGAUGCCCAAAAUGCGUGGUUACCUGACAUCCCUUGAAAGUCUUGGUGAAAGGCACUGCUUGGAUGAUCAAAAAGUGCAGGCCCAGAUGCUGGCAGUUCGCCGCUUGUAUCUCAUCAUGGCACAGCGAUGUCAUGGGGAACUUGUCUUUUACAGAGAUGACUGUGCUGAACUAGAAAGAAAAGCAACGCAUUACACCUAGGAAGAAUUCUGCUUCUCACACACUCCCGAUUUGUCGUAAGCAAGUUACGGAGAAUGGAGUUAAGAUUCCAGCAGACACCAUAAUCCUUCUGUAGAACGCUGCUAUUGAAUUUAGGCUUGUAACGUGGACAUAUAUGGAGCACUGCAGCAUGGCGCUGAUGGCAUCGUAAGCUUUUGUGAUAUAAUGUCAAUAAAAUUACAUUCUUCUAUUUUGUGAUGCUCUUUUAGUAUUAAGUUAACAAUAAACACGUUUUCUAAUUCUG
Molecule: messenger RNA, 884 nt
Organism: Polypterus senegalus (gray bichir)
Lineage: Eukaryota; Metazoa; Chordata; Cladistia; Polypteriformes; Polypteridae
Product: CYTL1 domain-containing protein
Exons: 4
Coding region: 224-622 (132 amino acids)
Biological process (GO): positive regulation of transcription by RNA polymerase II
Source: RefSeq, a predicted model, not a curated record